GUGGCGGGCAGCAAGCGGAGCCGGGCCGGGCGCGGCGGAGCGCAGCGCAGCGCGGGGGGCGAGGCCGGCGCGUGGCUCGCUCGCUGGCUCGCUGGCUCGCGGGAGGCCGGGCAGCAGCAGGGGCAUGUGGAUACUGGCUCUCUCCUUGUUCCAGAGCUUCGCGAAUGUUUUCAGUGAAGAGCCCCACUCCAGCCUCUACUUUGUCAAUGCAUCGCUGCAAGAGGUAGUGUUUGCAAGCACAUCGGGGACGCUGGUGCCCUGCCCGGCUGCAGGCAUCCCUCCUGUGACUCUCAGAUGGUACCUAGCAACGGGCGAGGAGAUCUACGAUGUCCCCGGGAUCCGCCACGUCCAUCCCAAUGGCACUCUCCAAAUUUUCCCCUUUCCUCCUUCAAGCUUCAGCACCUUAAUCCAUGAUAAUACUUACUAUUGCACAGCUGAAAACCCUUCAGGGAAAAUUAGAAGUCAGGAUGUCCACAUCAAGGCUGUUUUACGGGAGCCCUAUACAGUCCGUGUGGAGGACCAGAAAACCAUGAGAGGCAAUGUCGCGGUGUUCAAGUGCAUUAUCCCCUCCUCGGUGGAGGCGUACGUCACUGUCGUCUCAUGGGAGAAAGACACGGUUUCACUUGUCUCAGGAUCUAGAUUUCUCAUCACAUCCACGGGAGCCUUGUAUAUUAAAGAUGUACAGAACGAAGAUGGGCUGUACAACUACCGCUGCAUCACGCGGCACAGAUACACAGGGGAGACGAGACAAAGCAACAGCGCGAGACUGUUCGUGUCAGACCCAGCAAACUCAGCCCCAUCCAUCCUGGACGGGUUUGACCACCGCAAAGCCAUGGCAGGGCAGCGCGUGGAGCUGCCUUGCAAAGCACUUGGGCACCCCGAGCCAGACUACCGCUGGCUGAAGGACAACAUGCCCCUGGAACUUUCUGGAAGGUUCCAAAAGACAGUGACUGGGUUGCUCAUUGAGAACAGCCGCCCCUCAGACUCAGGCAGCUAUGUGUGUGAAGUAUCCAACCGAUAUGGCACUGCCAAGGUGAUAGGCCGCCUGUACGUGAAACAGCCACUGAAAGCCACCAUCAGUCCCAGAAAGGUUAAAAGCAGCGUGGGCAGCCAGGUCUCCUUAUCCUGCAGUGUGACAGGAAAUGAAGACCAGGAACUCUCCUGGUACCGAAAUGGCGAAAUCCUCAACCCUGGAAAAAACGUGAGGAUCACAGGACUCAACCACGCAAACCUUAUAAUGGAUCACAUGGUCAAGAGUGAUGGGGGUGCCUACCAGUGCUUUGUGCGCAAGGACAAGCUAUCUGCUCAAGACUAUGUCCAGGUGGUCCUUGAAGACGGAACUCCCAAAAUCAUUUCUGCCUUUAGCGAGAAAGUGGUGAGCCCGGCAGAGCCAGUGUCCCUCGUGUGCAAUGUGAAGGGUACACCCUUGCCCACGGUCACCUGGACCCUGGACGAUGACCCCAUCCUCAAGGGCAGCGGUCACCGCAUCAGCCAAAUGAUCACGUCCGAGGGGAACGUGGUCAGCUACCUGAAUAUCUCCAGCUCCCAGGUCCGGGAUGGGGGUGUCUACCGCUGCACUGCCAACAACUCGGCUGGAGUCGUCCUGUACCAGGCUCGAAUAAACGUAAGAGGGCCUGCAAGCAUCAGACCAAUGAAAAACAUCACUGCGAUAGCGGGGCGUGACACGUACAUCCACUGCCGCGUAAUUGGCUAUCCGUAUUACUCCAUCAAGUGGUACAAGAACGCUAACCUGCUUCCUUUCAACCACCGCCAGGUGGCGUUUGAGAACAAUGGGACUCUGAAACUCUCUGAUGUGCAGAAAGAAGUUGACGAGGGAGAGUACACGUGUAAUGUGCUGGUACAGCCACAGCUCUCCACCAGCCAGAGUGUCCACGUGACAGUGAAAGUUCCACCUUUCAUCCAACCUUUUGAGUUCCCAAGAUUCUCCAUCGGGCAGCGGGUUUUCAUCCCAUGUGUGGUGGUCUCAGGGGACUUACCCAUCACCAUCACCUGGCAGAAGGAUGGCCGGCCAAUUCCAGCAAGCCUCGGAGUAACCAUUGACAACAUUGACUUCACCAGCUCCCUGAGGAUCUCCAACCUCUCCCUAAUGCACAAUGGGAAUUACACCUGCAUUGCGAGAAACGAGGCAGCAGCCGUGGAACACCAGAGUCAGCUGAUUGUGAGAGUUCCCCCUAAGUUCGUGGUACAGCCCCGGGACCAGGACGGGAUCUAUGGCAAAGCAGUGAUUCUCAAUUGCUCUGCAGAGGGUUAUCCUGUGCCUACAAUUGUGUGGAAAUUCUCAAAAGGUGCUGGGGUCCCCCAGUUCCAGCCAAUUGCCUUGAAUGGCCGAAUCCAGGUCCUGAGUAAUGGCUCACUCUUGAUCAAGCAUGUUGUAGAAGAAGACAGUGGCUACUACCUCUGCAAGGUCAGCAACGAUGUGGGCGCAGACGUCAGCAAGUCCAUGUACCUCACAGUGAAAAUUCCUGCCAUGAUAACCUCUUACCCCAACACCACCCUGGCCACUCAGGGUCAAAGGAAGGAAAUGAGCUGCACAGCCCAUGGGGAGAAGCCCAUCAUUGUCCGCUGGGAGAAAGAGGACAGGAUCAUUAACCCUGAAAUGGCCCGCUACCUGGUAUCCACCAAGGAGGUGGGAGAGGAAGUGAUAUCUACGCUGCAGAUUUUGCCAACAGUGAGAGAAGAUUCCGGUUUCUUCUCCUGCCAUGCUAUCAAUUCAUACGGGGAGGACCGUGGAAUAAUUCAACUCACAGUGCAAGAACCCCCAGAUCCUCCCGAGAUUGAGAUCAAAGAUGUCAAAGCUCGCACCAUCACGCUCAGGUGGACCAUGGGGUUUGAUGGCAACAGCCCCAUCACAGGCUAUGACAUUGAAUGCAAAAAUAAAUCAGACUCCUGGGAUUCUGCUCAAAGAACCAAAGAUGUUUCCCCUCAGCUGAACUCGGCCACCAUCAUUGAUAUCCACCCUUCCUCCACCUACAGCAUCCGCAUGUACGCCAAGAACCGGAUUGGCAAGAGUGAGCCCAGCAACGAGAUCACCAUCACGGCGGAUGAGGCAGCUCCUGAUGGUCCACCUCAGGAAGUUCACUUGGAACCCACCUCAUCUCAGAGUAUCAGGGUUACCUGGAAGGCUCCCAAGAAACACUUACAAAACGGGAUCAUUCGCGGCUACCAAAUAGGCUACCGGGAGUACAGCACGGGGGGUAACUUCCAGUUCAACAUCAUCAGUAUCGACACCACCGGGGACAGCGAAGUGUACACCCUGGACAACCUGAAUAAGUUCACGCAGUAUGGCCUGGUAGUACAGGCUUGCAACCGGGCCGGCACAGGACCUUCUUCUCAGGAGAUCAUUACCACCACUCUGGAGGAUGUACCCAGCUACCCUCCUGAAAAUGUCCAAGCCAUAGCAACCUCACCAGAAAGCAUAUCAAUCUCCUGGUCCACACUGUCCAAGGAGGCCUUGAAUGGGAUUCUCCAGGGGUUCAGGGUCAUCUACUGGGCCAACCUCAUAGACGGAGAGCUGGGCGAGAUUAAGAACGUCACCACCACGCAGCCUUCCUUGGAGUUGGAUGGACUAGAGAAAUACACCAACUACAGUAUCCAGGUCCUGGCCUUCACCCGUGCAGGGGAUGGCGUCCGGAGCGAGCAGAUCUUUACCCGUACCAAGGAGGACGUUCCAGGUCCUCCUGCCGGUGUCAAGGCGGCGGCAGCCUCGGCCUCCAUGGUCUUCGUGUCCUGGCUGCCCCCGCUGAAGCUGAACGGCAUCAUUCGGAAGUACACAGUGUUCUGCUCCCAUCCCUACCCUACCGUCAUCAGUGAGUUUGAAGCCUCCCCUGACUCAUUUUCCUACAGAAUCCCUAAUCUGAGUCGGAAUCGGCAGUAUAGCGUCUGGGUGGUGGCGGUGACUUCCGCCGGAAGAGGCAACAGCAGCGAGAUCAUCACUGUGGAGCCCCUAGCUAAAGCUCCUGCACGGAUCCUCACGUUCAGCGGGACAGUGACUACUCCAUGGAUGAAGGACAUUGUCUUGCCUUGUAAAGCUGUUGGAGACCCGUCACCUGCCGUAAAAUGGAUGAAGGAUAGUAACGGGACACCCAGCCUGGUGACGAUUGAUGGCCGCAGGAGCAUCUUCAGCAAUGGGAGUUUCAUCAUUCGGACGGUGAAAGCAGAGGACUCUGGCUAUUACAGCUGUGUUGCCAAUAACAACUGGGGAUCAGAUGAGAUCAUAUUAAAUUUGCAAGUACAAGUUCCACCAGAUCAGCCUCGGCUCACCGUAUCCAAGACGACAUCCUCCUCCAUCACCCUCUCCUGGCUCCCUGGAGAUAAUGGGGGUAGCUCCAUUAGAGGCUACAUCCUGCAAUACUCCGAGGAUAACAGUGAGCAGUGGGGCAGCUUUCCCAUCAGCCCCAGCGAGCGUUCAUACCGCUUGGAAAACCUAAAGUGUGGGACUUGGUAUAAGUUCACCCUUACUGCCCAAAAUGGAGUAGGUCCCGGGCGCAUAAGUGAAAUCAUAGAAGCCAAAACCCUGGGGAAAGAACCCCAGUUCUCCAAGGAGCAGGAGCUCUUCGCCAGCAUCAAUACCACCCGAGUGAGGCUGAAUCUGAUUGGCUGGAAUGACGGCGGCUGUCCAAUCACCUCAUUCACUCUUGAAUACAGACCCUUUGGGACCACGGUCUGGACCACAGCUCAGCGGACCUCCCUUUCCAAGUCCUACAUUCUGUAUGACCUGCAAGAAGCCACGUGGUAUGAACUGCAGAUGAGAGUGUGCAACAGCGCCGGCUGUGCGGAGAAGCAAGCCAACUUCGCCACGCUGAACUACGAUGGCAGUACAAUCCCUCCACUCAUUAAGUCAGUUGUCCAAAGCGAAGAAGGGCUGACAACCAACGAAGGGCUCAAGAUCCUCGUGACCAUCUCCUGCAUCCUGGUCGGGGUUCUACUGCUCUUUGUGCUUCUGCUGGUUGUGCGGAGGAGACGGCGAGAGCAGAGGCUGAAGAGGCUGAGAGAUGCAAAGAGUUUAGCUGAAAUGCUCAUGAGCAAAAACACACGGACUUCAGAUACCUUAAGCAAACAGCAGCAGACUUUGAGAAUGCACAUUGAUAUACCCAGGGCUCAGCUUUUGAUUGAAGAGAGAGACACAAUGGAGACCAUAGAUGACCGCUCCACAGUCCUGUUGACGGAUGCUGACUUCGGGGAGGCAGCCAAACAGAAGUCACUGACAGUGACUCACACGGUGCAUUACCAAUCGGUGUCUCAGGCCACCGGGCCCCUCGUGGAUGUCUCCGAUGCUCGGCCAGGAACGAAUCCCACCACCAGGAGGAAUGCAAAGGCUGGACCCACAGCGAGAAACCGGUACGCCAGCCAGUGGACGCUCAACAGACCCCAUCCUACCAUCUCUGCACACACCCUCACCACAGACUGGAGACUGCCUACACCCAGGGCUACAGGAUCCGUGGACAAGGAGAGCGACAGCUACAGCGUCAGCCCAUCACAAGACACAGACCGAGCAAGAAGCAGCAUGGUCUCCACAGAAAGUGCCUCCUCUACCUACGAAGAACUGGCCAGGGCCUAUGAACACGCCAAGAUGGAAGAGCAGCUGAGGCAUGCCAAGUUCACCAUCACAGAGUGCUUCAUAUCCGAUACGUCCUCCGAGCAGUUGACGGCAGGGACAAAUGAGUACACGGACAGUCUGACCUCCAGUACCCCUUCAGAAUCGGGGAUCUGCAGAUUCACUGCAUCUCCCCCCAAACCUCAGGAUGGAGGACGAGUGGUGAACAUGGCGGUUCCAAAGGCCCAUCGGCCAGUUCUAGAGACCAGAAGUUCAAAGUCAAGACACCAGCUGACACAUGUUCCUCUGAGGGCUCUAGGCGACCUCAUACACCUGCCUCCAUACCUACGAAUGGACUUCUUGUUAAACCGGGGCGCACCAGGCACCAGCAGGGACCUGAGUUUAGGACAAGCGUGCUUGGAACCCCAGAAAAGUCGGACCCUGAAACGCCCCACGGUCCUUGAGCCCACCCCUAUGGAGGCCUCCUCCUCCACCUCUUCCACGCGAGAAGGACAGCAGUCGUGGCAACAAGGGGCUGUGGCCACCUUACCUCAGCGAGAGGGUGCAGAGCUGGGACAGGCAGCUAAAAUGAGCAGCUCCCAAGAGUCACUGCUGGACUCCCGGGGCCAUUUGAAAGGAAACAAUCCCUACGCAAAAUCUUACACCUUGGUAUAACACAUGGCACCUGAUGGACAGCGGUUGUAAAUACAAUUUAAACGAGCCAAUCAAAGCUACCUUUUUUUUACUGAAUUCCGAUAUUUAUAAUUAAAGAAAAUUGCCAAAAUAUAUUAAAAAAAAAAGAAGAAAGAAAGAAAGAAAGAAAGAAAAUACUGAAACCACAGACAGCGCAAAGACUACUCUGCUUUUUUUCCGUCUGAGUGUGGGCUCCAUCUGCCUGGGCAUCUGAGUUUUGGGGAAAGAAGUCCAGUUUUAUGAUUUUCACAGGCUAUAGCAUUUUUACUGAUUUUCUACAAAGUGCAUGGGGACUCAUUAAACCUUCUGAACAGAAGAAGUUCUAGCACACAAGAGUAAAAAAAGGAAACGGGGGGAACUAGCCUAUUUGUGAAUCGAAGAGGGACGUUGACGUGGGGGCAGGGGACAGCUUCCGUCACCUCGCACACCUUUCCUUCCCACUAGGAACCAGGCCCUCGGUUUGAUUUUCUGUUGUUAAUCAGGAUGAGUGCUGUCAGUGAGGGGGUGGGGUGGGGGGAAUCCAUUCGGUUUUCUUUUUGUUUAUUUUUUAAUUUGAUGAGACACUCUUUGCAUUUUGUCUAAGCGAAAUAAAAGAGAAAAGGUGGUCUGCCUUUAUUUGCAUGUCUACUGAUACCUCCCUAUCCAUUGCUCGGGCCUCCUUCCUGUUCAUAUUGGUGUUUGUGAACAAAAUGGCUGGACCCAGUGCCCAAUCUAGGAAAAAGAUGCUAAGUUUUGAACAGCUCAGGUGUUGCUGGGAAGAGACAAGAAGAUACAACAUCAACUCCAUGGAUGGAAACCACACCAAAGGCAGCCUGGUCUCCGUCCAGUAUCCUAAGCCCCUCACAGGACUCAGGUCCUUGCCAGUUGCAGGACCUGCUCUCUAACUCAGUAGGGUCAGCAGACCAUUUCCAAAUCCAGCGCACUGCUCUUUGUCAAUAAAGUUUUAUUGGAAGAAGUCCAAAGGCCCUAUGCUCCAUUUGCAUUAUCUGUGGUUGCUUUUAAUGCUGUGAUGUCAAGUUGAGUGACAGUGUGUCACACAAAGCCAGUAUUCUGUCUCUUCACAGGAGAUACUUGUUCGGCCCUGAAGUUGCUUUAGUCCUGACUUGUGUGAAAAUGGAAAAGAUGCUGUGUCCCAUCUUCCCUGCCCUGCCCUGUCUCCACUGUGACUGACAGAUUCACAGCAGACCAUCUUCAGAUGUCUUACUUCCGAUCCUCUCCUUGGCACCCAGAGAAAAAUCAGUCUGUAUACAAGGGUGAUCCCCCAAAUUCCAAGUAUUUAUUUUUCUUUCUCUGUGUCUAAAUGCAUUGCCAGGGGGCUCGCUCAAACAGUCCUACUCACAAACAGGAGGUACCAUAUCCUACAUCCUUUGGCUUUUCCACAGUGUGCCUUAGAAAUAACCUGCCAUCCUCUAAGGCAGCAAAACCCCAUUCCAGACACCUUCUCUAAGAGGAAAGGAGAACCAAGGCCUGUUACUUUAGUUUUGGCACUGACUGGAAAAAAAAUGAGCCCACAUCCAUAGCUCUCCACAUCUGAGUAACAACACACACACAAGUACCUCUUCAGACCUACCCUGUGUCCCCAUGAAGUCCACCAGCAUAAACCCUGGUGCAGUCAUUACUAUGUAGAACUCAAUUACAACACUCCAUUCCCCCCUCCCUGCCUCUCUUCUCCAUCUUUCCUUCCAUCUGUCUUUCAGACAGACUCUAUGCCUCCUGAGCUUCAAACACACAGAGCACAGGCAGAGCAGGUACAAGACUCUGUCACAGCCAUGCAAUGGUUGUGACUUUAGGGUUAUGUGACAGUGUGGCGUGUGCUGCUUGCCACGGUUUCAGAGCACAAUUUAUUCUUGGCAUCCUCAUGGAUGCAGAAGAGUCAAGGCACAACUUUCGAGAGAAAGAAAGACCAUAGCAUUCAUAGGUCUGAAAGUUGUAGAGUUCCCAUACUUGGAAGUUUAUUCUUUUUAAGUUUUCUUUUCUCCCAAGAUGUACAAAAAUAAAAGAAUUGACUUGUUUGCCUCUGCAAUGGAUUGCUUGCAAGGUUCUUGCCUUUAAAAAAAAAAAAAACUCUCAUUAAAGUGAAUUCCACAUGCGCAAGCACUGUAUCAACCCACCCCCCCAACCCCUGCGUCUCAAGUAGGGUCUGACACUACUGUCUCCAAAGGGAUGUAGAGCUGAGAAUUAAAAGACCAUUAUUACAGCAAUAAUAGUGAGUUUUCCUCUGUACCCUCCUGUCUCUAUUCUGGUUUGUUUGUGGGAGGUCAAUGGGUUAUCUAAGUCCCCACACAGGACUGUAGGAACUUAAGUGUAGUUCUUUACUGGAAAGUUUUAUUUUUAUUUUCUAAAGAGUUUGUCCUAGGGAUUACUCCAGCUCUCAGACCAACAUAAUCUUCUCUUAGAAUGUUCAACUGGGAUCAAUUCUUUAGUUGCUGCCUAGCAGUUUUGGGGUAAAUGGGGAAGAGUUAGUGGUUCGCUGGACUGGGUUUUCUUUAAUCCAUCCAAAUAGCCCAUCUAUAAUGUAAGCAAGUAGAGGUACUUGUGAACCACAUGGAGUUCUACACUUCUGCAAUCUCCAGAUCCUGGACUUCUGUUUAGUACACAUGUCUACCUGAUGCUGUUCUUAGGUUCAUGUCCACAAGGCUAAGAAAAGAGGAUGAAAGAUCUGAACAGUGAAAUCAUGUGAUGCUGGUCACAAGCUAGGCUGCCAAGUUCUGAGGCCAUCCUCGUAGCACCCCGGUGACAGGGACUUCUGUACUAUCAUAAGACACAGGAGAACACCAUUGCCUAGAUCGCUCUUAAAACAAGCAAAUAAUUUCUCAAUUAAGGUCUUUUUGACCUGGUGCUAUGAUAUAUGAACAACUGGAUUCCAUUUUAAAACAACCAGGACAGCAUUCUGGGAUUGAGAAGCCAAGUGCUAGUUUGUCACAGUCCAGCUUUAGAAAGGUCUAAAGGAAUUUAACAGAGUUGAUCUUGGCUCUUUGAUAAACACACUAAUGCUCAGUGCUCUGGAGACCACAUAGCUCCUCUUCUCCAUUAUUGGUCCAAAAUGACCAUCAAAGCACAGGUGAAAUGAAAUGGAAAGGAAAGGUUUUCCCUAUUUUUCUCAUAAAUGAAGUAGCUGCAACAUUUAACAAUGGCUUAAAACAAAAAGGAAUAGAAAAGACUGCUUUUUGUCAAAAUGCUGAAGGAGAAGCCAUGAGAUGAGAUGACUAAGCCCUUGUAAGACAGGACCACUUCAGAUCCUAUAGCUAUAGGACCCUACUGACUGAAGACAAGGUGGAUCUUAGCUAAUAGGAUCCUCCCAGGGUUGUCAAGCGGGAUCUGGAGAGUAUGUGAUAUAAGACAGGCACCCAACAGUCAGGAAUGUCUUCCCGGUAAGGGCUUUGGGUAAAACUUACUGCUCAACAAAGUUUGCAUAGAAAAUGACCUCGAAAGGCAGAAUCAGUGUGUCCUUGGUUAGUGAAGAUGGGUUCUCUUGUAAAUAAUGAAAACAACUUCUCCCUCUGAUACAAAGCCCUGGCAGGGUAGCCAGAUGCCCAUUCAGACUUGGAACUGCCCAGACAGUAGACAGAGAAAGUCUGCGCACACACCUUCUCUGGUCUCUGGGAUCCAGGAGGUCAGCGAGCAUCCCCUCCCUUCCUAAUUCAGUCCCAUCUUACCUUCUCCAUCGGACCCCUGGUGGCCCCAUAUCACACCACAUUGACCCAGGAUUCCCGUCUACAGUGACUCUUUUUAUACAUGCUUAUUAUUAUCUUCUGACUCACUGCGAAAUCUAUUACCUAUAAUGUUGUCACUGGUUCUCCUACCUAAGCAUGUUCCCUCCAUCGGGAGAGAAAUUUGUCUUAAUUGCGUGUGUCCUCAGUUUCCAGAGGAGAGUGUGGUAAGCACCCUAAGUACAGAGAGUCUCAGCUAUGACAUGAGCUCUCUGCCUGCAUAGCAUCACACAGUCUGCUUGGCAAACUGGCAGCUCCAGCUCCCUUCCUGCUCUCUGUACAGACAAGAAACCAGCUCAGACCUGCAAGGGAUCUACCCAUAAGUGUUUUGACUUUGGGGAAAAUGUUGGUGUUGGUCAGUUUUUUUAAAAUUGUUGUUCUUAUUGUUCCCUAUGCCUUCUCAAACUCUAACUUGCAGUCAAAACAAAUUCUAAAACUUGGGGAAAGUGACUUUGAGCACCUGGCAGGGUGCUCGCUUCAUCUCCCCCAACAAACCCUGUGAGCCUUUGUGUCCUGGAGACUUCAGACAAAGUACAAGAAGAAAGAUGUGUUUAUCAGUCCUAGCUCUGUGUCCCUUGAGAGGACAAGAUUCUGUCUCAAGGAGACAGCUCUUUCAUGGAGGAAAACAAUGUAUGGAGCGUUUAAUUAUGUGUGUAUCGGUGGCUGGGAAGUUCUUAGAAGGGUCACUGGGCACAGCAGGGCCUGGAUCCAUCUGCCACCACAGCAUCAAGACAAGCAGAGUCUCUAAGCACAGUAUGUGAAGAAACAGGGUUGUACUUCUAGAAUCGGAUUAUGCUGAGGGUCCCCUACUGUAAAGGAACCCAUUCCUAAACAUAGAAUUAAACAUGUCUUCUGAAGCUCCACUUCUCAGGUGGAAUAAUGGUGGCUCUACAUUGUGACUCGGGAUUCAAUGCCAGGCAGAUGGAAGCCGAACCUUGCCUUGAGAAGGCACAGUUCAUACUGCCACCAACAAACUCAAUCCAACUAAACAGGCAUGCGUGCCUUCCACCACCACAGCCCUCCGACCGUCCUCCAUGCUGAGAUGUCAAUGUGUCAAGCCAGCACUGUGGCAAUUCAGACUGGCCAUGGGACACAACAGCAUCCCUUUGCCCUGGAACUAACCUCUCCAGCUGGUUCUCUGUGAGGCUCUUCCAUGCAUAUGUCACAUACGUAACAAUGUCAUGUGACCCUCAACGUCAAGGUGCUGAUAUUCUCAGUGAGAAGACCCAGAGCUUUGCUGUGAACUGAGAAUCAUGACAGUGCUUCCGGAGAGGGUUCUCAGAGCAUUAGAGUAGGGAACUUCACCACUGCUAUGUCACUAACUGCCCGUGCUUACCAGAGAACUUCCUUAAGGUUUUUACCUGCUUACCUGCCUCUCAUGUUCACUCUUCAGAACACAACAGUUGUGUGGAGACUUUGAGAUUUAACAGGGUACACUUUAUCACAGUAAAAGACACCUGGAAUACUUCUGGAUACCCAGGUUCGACACCAGCACCAACUCCUCCAAAAGCUUAUCAUAAGAUCUCAAGAAGGUCAACUGCUGUGAACACAUAUACACAGGUGGCAGGACCAGAUCUUCUAAUUCUGAUGACUCCCCAGGGAGUUGAAUCUUCUCAGAGUCUAUCUCCCAGGGCAUAUGUGUGAAAGUCAUCACAGGGCCAAUGCUACUUUUCAUUUGUUCUGUUUUUUGUGGUUUUGUUUUUGUUUUCUUUUUCUAUUCCAACACUCCACACAAACAGCAGUACAAGUGGAUACAUGCUUUCAAGGUUCGUUGUGAAAUAAGGAAUGGGAUGCAGGAGAAUUAUGGGAUGUAAAACGGUAGUCUAAAUGCCUGGUGUAGAAAGCAGAUUUUAAUCUUUUUAAUAAACUUGUAAACUCA
Mus musculus (house mouse) is the source of this 11836-nucleotide messenger RNA. It is a transcript of the gene Dscam, whose product is annotated as DS cell adhesion molecule. Gene Ontology annotation, biological process: positive regulation of axon extension involved in axon guidance; dendrite self-avoidance; positive regulation of phosphorylation. Gene Ontology annotation, cellular component: axon; dendrite; growth cone. Bases 125 to 6229 code for a protein of 2034 amino acids. Gene Ontology annotation, molecular function: netrin receptor binding. The record is from RefSeq and is a predicted model, not a curated record. NCBI's taxonomy places the organism in Eukaryota, Metazoa, Chordata, Mammalia, Rodentia, Muridae. The transcript has 34 exons.